UUGGAAAAAGUUCUUUUACAGAACUGCCGUCUCGAGCAGCAACUUGUGGAGACUGACGGCUCGUUGAAUCGUGCACUUCUGAAGCUGUCAGAAAGGGAAAAAGAUCUUGAAGAGGCUACAGGAAGUGGGCAGAGUGAGAUCGCGUCAUUGAAAAGUGAACUCAAUGAGAAGAUUGUGAAAGUUCAACAACUGACUCAGCGGUUACAAGAAGAGACUACAGAUAAGGCAGCGCUCAAAAAGAAGUAUAUGGCCAAUAUUAAGGAGCUAAAGCACGAACUAUCCACUCUGCGAAAACAAGUAGAUUCAAAUAGUACCAGUGCUCCACUAGCCCCACCUCCAUCGGGUGAUUCAGUGCCAAGUACAAGCUCGCGAUCGAGAGCAAGCUCGUUAAACAGCCUUGACAGAGUGACGACGACCUCGCGAGAUGAGGACAGUGCUCAAUCAGCGCAUGUAUCAGCAGAGGCCAAUGCUAUUCAACAAGUUAUGAUAGAUAAGAUUAUUGUAUUACAAAAGAAGCUCGCUCGAAGAAACGAUAAAAUCGAGUUCUUGGAAGAACACGUACGGCACUGCUUAGAGGAAUUGCAAAAGAAAACAAAGAUAAUCCAACAUUAUGCACUGCGUGAAGAAGCCUCUUUAUUACUACCAUCCGAUGGUUCUCUAGACAAGGUCCCGUUAUCGCGCAAAGGUGCUUCCUACUCGUUGAUGGGGUCGAUUUUUACUGCAGGCGGCGAUAAGAGAUCACUGCAGCUUGCCACAGAAGUGAACUCCCGGUUACAAGCUGUACUGGAAGAUGUGAUGAUUAAAAAUAUAACCCUGAAGGGACUCGGUGUGAUUCACUAA
This is a messenger RNA of Cooperia oncophora, 840 nucleotides long. NCBI's taxonomy places the organism in Eukaryota, Metazoa, Nematoda, Chromadorea, Rhabditida, Trichostrongylidae. The record is from the annotation of a GenBank genome assembly.